AAUAUAUUAUUAUAUAUUAUAUAAGUAUAUAGAUCUAGAAUAAGGGUAAUCUAUUGUUUUGGGUACGUAAAAUCGCCCGCGGCUAUUAAUGUACGAAAACGUUACCUCAUUGUCAAGGCUUUAAUAGAAGUAUAGUGUCAUAUGUUUGUGUCAAAUAUUAUAGAUAAAUGAAUAAUAAACCUAAAUCAAUGGCUAAAUAUAUCGAUAUAGGCCAGAAAUUAACUUUAAGCAGCAGUGUCUGAGAGCAAGAUUUGCUAUAUACACAGCAGCCAUUUGUAAAAUAGAGUGGCUUCCCCCUGAAUCUUGCGCUAAAAGCUUAUAAAAAUAAAACUUAAACAAGAUGGCUGCUAUAGUAAAUGAGCAUGGUUGCAUCUGUUGGAAACAUCGCUAGUCUUCAUUUAUUACGGAAACGUUUUAAUUCAAUUGUUUAAAAACAGAUCCAGUGAACAGAUUUAGAUCUAGAUCUCUAGGUGCAGUGACCAUUCAACAGGAUGACGGAAAAUAUUUAUUUAUUCGUACCAAACAUUAUUGAUUACUUGAGAAUUUUGUUUGCUUUUAUUUCAUUUUACUAUAUGCCCACUGAGCCAAGCACAGCCACUGCGUUUUAUCUUUUGAGUGGAUUUCUUGAUGCCUUUGAUGGCCACUUGGCUAGGAUGUUGAAUCAAUGUAGUAAACUUGGAGCCAUGUUAGACCAGCUGACAGACAGGAUCACAACAAUGUGUUUGUGUGCCACCCUCUGCCACCUGUACCCCAACUACAUGCUCUUCUUCCAGUUUGCUAUGGCCCUGGAUAUCUUUAGCCACUGGAUGCACUGUCAGAGUGCUGUACAAAGAGGGAGCACAAGCCACAAAAAAAUCGACCUCUCUGCCAAUCCCAUACUGAGGUACUAUUACCACAGUCAGGCUGUCUUGUUCACCAUGUGUGCAGCUAAUGAAUUAUUUUUUUGUAUGCUGUAUUUAAACUACUUCAGUACUGGACCUAUCAUCCCCAUCAUUGGUGUUGGGCUAUGGAAGCUGAUCUGGGUGAUGUGUUUCCCGCUGGCCGUGUUGAAAAUGUUGAUCAGCUGCAUUCAGCUGGGAGCUGCCUGUGAAAACUAUGCCAUUAUGGACAGAGAGGACCGGUCGAAACAAACUACAGGACAGACUAUAGAACAGCAGAAAAAAUUGGAAUAAAAAUUGCCCGGACAAAAACUAUCGAUGAAGGGAUGAUACAACUUGGACAAGAUGGCAUGCCCAUAGGCAAGAUGGCAUGCCCAUAACUUUGGCAGUCAGCUAUGGAUGAGUCAUCAGAGUUUUUCUUUCUCAUACUUUGUUUGACCUGCAAGACUUGUACCAUAGGCUUGCCAUGUUUGUAUGUAAGGAGAAAAUUUGUUCAGGCCGUCAAUAGUUUGUAUGUAAGGAGAAAACUUGUUGGCUGUCAAUAGUUUGUUUGUAAGGAGAAAACUUGUUGGCUGUCAAUAGUUUGUAUGUAAGGAGAAAACUUGUUGGCUGUCAAUAGUUUGUUUGUAAGGAGAAAACUUGUUGGCUGUCAAUAGUUUGUAUGUAAGGAGAAAACUUGUUAUGGCCGUCAAUAGUUUGUAUGUAAGGAGAAAACUUGUUGGCCGUCAAUAGUUUGUAUGUAAGGAGAAAACUUGUUGGCUGUCAAUAGUUUGUUUGUAAGGAGAAAACUUGUUGGCCGUCAAUAGUUUGUAUGUAAGGAGAAAACUUGUUCUGGCCGUCAAUAGUUUGUAUGUAAGGAGAAAACUUGUUGGCUGUCAAUAGUUUGUUUGUAAGGAGAAAACUUGUUGGCUGUCAAUAGUUUGUAUGUAAGGAGAAAACUUGUUAUGGCCGUCAAUAGUUUGUAUGUAAGGAGAAAACUUGUUGGCCGUCAAUAGUUUGUAUGUAAGGAGAAAACUUGUUCUGGCCAUCAAUAGUUUGUAUGUAAGGAGAAAACUUGUUGGCAGUCAAUAGUUUGUAUGUAAGGAGAAAACUUGUUGGCCGUCAAUAGUUUGUAUGUAAGGAGAAAACUUGUUGGCUGUCAAUAGUUUGUAUGUAAGGAGAAAACUUGUUCUGGCCAUCAAUAGUUUGUAUGUAAGGAGAAAACUUGUUGGCAGUCAAUAGUUUGUAUGUAAGGAGAAAACUUGUUGGCCGUCAAUAGUUUGUAUGUAAGGAGAAAACUUGUUGGCUGUCAAUAGUUUGUAUGUAAGGAGAAAACUUGUUCUGGCCAUCAAUAGUUUGUAUGUAAGGAGAAAACUUGUUCUGGCCAUCAAUAGUUUGUAUGUAAGGAGAAAACUUGUUCUGGCCAUCAACAGUUUGUAUGUAAGGAGAAAACUUGUUGGCCGUCAAUAGUUUGUAUGUAAGGAGAAAACUUGUUCUGGCCAUCAAUAGUUUGUAUGUAAGGAGAAAACUUGUUCUGGCCAUCAAUAGUUUGUAUGUAAGGAGAAAACUUGUUCUGGCCAUCAAUAGUUUGUAUGUAAGGAGAAAACUUGUUGGCCGUCAAUAGUUUGAUGUUGUAACAACCAAUGCUUGGCUUGAGCCCAAGUGUCAUGUGUAGUAGCUUUACACCUUUUAUAUUUCUUCCUUUGAUUGUUCAACAGCCAACUUGUAACAGUUCAUUUGUCCAUACGCGUGUCAAGUUGUUUUGUCAGUGUCAGAAUAUUGUUUAAUGUAACACACAACACAUUUUAGAUGAAGUGUUUUGUUAUUGUAGUGUUGGGAGAGAUUUAUUAAAAAAACAAUAAAAACUUGAAAAUAAAAUUU
Molecule: messenger RNA, 2738 nt
Organism: Physella acuta
Lineage: Eukaryota; Metazoa; Mollusca; Gastropoda; Physidae
Product: CDP-diacylglycerol--inositol 3-phosphatidyltransferase
Biological process (GO): phosphatidylinositol biosynthetic process
Cellular component (GO): membrane; Golgi apparatus
Molecular function (GO): CDP-diacylglycerol-inositol 3-phosphatidyltransferase activity
Source: RefSeq, a predicted model, not a curated record